AUGGAAAAAAAUGAUAGAAAAUUUAUAGGGGGUAAGUUAAAAUUGAAAGUAAAGAAGAAAAAAAUCAGUAAAAAAAAAGAAAUAUUAGAAGAAAAGAAAAAGAAUACCUCUAACGAAAAUGAACAUAUUAAAAAGAAAAAUAUAAAUGAUGAAAUGAAUAUAAUUAAUGGUAGUGGAAGAAUAGUAACAAUAAAAAAUACAAUUCAAGGUUUUGAAACUAGAUUUAUAAAUGAAGUGAAAGUUGGUUAUGAAAUUAUUUUAAAACAUCCAACAAGUUUACAAGAAGAAAAAAGAGUUGUAACUUCUAUUUUAAGUAAUAAAACUUUACUUAUAAAUGAAGAAUUUUCAACAGAUAUAAGUACAACGUGUACCUACUUUAUAAAAAAAGUAGAAAGUAAACAAGAAAAAAAUGAAGAUGAUAAUAUAAAUUUACAAUAUGCAAAGAUAAUAGAGCAAAAACCAAAAAAUGAUGUUAUAAAAAUAAGAAAAAAGGUUGGUUUAUGGUCAUAUAAGAUUGUGGAUAAAAAGAUAAAAGGAAACUUAACAAAUGAACAAAAAUUAGACGAAAGAGUAAAAAGUGGAAGAGAUAAAUUUUGUUGGUGA
Messenger RNA from Plasmodium gallinaceum, 603 nucleotides. RefSeq names its product conserved Plasmodium protein, unknown function. The coding region runs from base 1 to 603 and encodes 200 amino acids. The record is from RefSeq and is a predicted model, not a curated record. Lineage: Eukaryota; Apicomplexa; Aconoidasida; Haemosporida; Plasmodiidae. The transcript has a single exon.